UUAUAAAAUUACAUGGCAUCGACCUUUACAAUCAGUUACAUUCAACAUCUCGCAGCAGAAACAUCUCUCUUAACUAUAGAGCAACAGAAAAAAAGAAGUCUCUGUUCAAAGUAAAAGUUAUAUAUGUACGUUUGAAGAAAAUUCUUUCGUGUUUUAAACAUCUGAACAAAAGUGAACCAAAAAAAAAUCAACAAACAAUCAGCAGUGAUGAGUGCCAUGUUAAUUGAUACCUCGUGUUUGAUACAUGAAAUUCCGUUAAGCAUUUAUCGGAUUGUGUGCGGUCAAUUGGAUCAAAAUGAACGAUGGCGAUAUCUGGCACGUGAAAUUGGAUAUGAAAAGUUGGUCAUCGAUCAAAUGCGUCAAAGUACGUCGCCAGCAUCAAAACUAUUGUCUAAGUGGAGCGAUCACGGAAAUCACACAGUUACCGAAUUGUUCAUGCUGUUGCAUCGAUUGAAAGAGUCUCGCAUAAUGGAAACGCUUCGUGAUCUAGUCGAUAAAUCAUAUCAUCGCCUUAUCGUUACAAAGAGUUCAUCGUUUUCGGCGCUAAAGGCUCAAGUGAAUGCAUUAAAAAAACCAUAUAAACUGCAUAAAAAAAUCAAUGCAACACCAAAAUCAGACAGUUUCAAGCCAGAUGUCAAUUCAUUUGAUAUCAUUUGUGCAGGAAUUCCGCAAAUUGCAUUGGACGAAUUGACACAAGCAACGAACAAUUGGAAUGAAGAGGAGACACUUGGAGCCGGUGCUUUUGGGGUUGUGUAUCGAGGAAAAUGGAAACACACUGAAGUUGCAAUCAAACGGAUCAAUUGCAAAGGAUACGAUAAAAGUGCAACAACAAAAAAACGACUCAAGCAAAUAUUGAUCGAGAUGCGGUUCUUAAAUAAAAAUCGACAUGACAACAUUUUGCCACUGUACGGAUAUAGUUUUGAUGGUUCGUCAGCGUGCUUGGUGUAUCAACUUAUGCCAAAUGGUUGUUUGGCCGAAUGUUUAAGACAAAAAAAAUCACCAUUGACUUAUGAACAGCGACUCAAUAUUGCCAUUGGCACCGCACGCGGACUUCAAUUCAUUCAUACAUUCAAUAAACGGGCCACAAUCCAUGGUGACAUCAAAUCAGCCAACAUUUUGCUGGACAACAAUCUACAACCGAAAAUUGGCGAUUUUGGUUUAGCAUGCACAAUAAACGGCAAUACAAAAUCAAAACGACUAUACGGCACUCACGCUUAUUUAGCCGACGAUUUCAUUUCAACACUUAUAAUUAGCACCAAAAAUGACGUUUAUGCAUUUGGUGUGAUUCUAUUUGAAUUGGCGACCAGCCUUCGUCCGCUUGAUGAACGUCGCGGCACUUAUAGCAAACUAUCACGUUACAUGUGGGCAUUCAGUGAAUCGCCGGAACGGAUCAGUACAUUGGUCAAUGCUCAUGCUAAACCAUCAUCGAAAACCGGACUACAAACUCUUAUGCAAUUGAUCGAAAUUGGAUUUUCGUGUACUCGAUGCGAUCGCAAUGAACGCCCGGAAAUGUCGAAUAUUUUAAAUUCAUUGUUAGCACUUUAAACACUUUA
Contarinia nasturtii (swede midge) is the source of this 1553-nucleotide messenger RNA. Its product is annotated as serine/threonine-protein kinase pelle-like. The record is from RefSeq and is a predicted model, not a curated record. The transcript has a single exon. NCBI's taxonomy places the organism in Eukaryota, Metazoa, Arthropoda, Insecta, Diptera, Cecidomyiidae. Gene Ontology annotation, biological process: signal transduction; protein phosphorylation. Bases 208 to 1545 code for a protein of 445 amino acids. Gene Ontology annotation, molecular function: ATP binding; protein kinase activity; protein binding.